Molecule: messenger RNA, 3554 nt
Organism: Salvelinus sp. IW2-2015
Lineage: Eukaryota; Metazoa; Chordata; Actinopteri; Salmoniformes; Salmonidae
Source: RefSeq, a predicted model, not a curated record
UUUAAAGUGAGGGGCUGAGGGGCAGUACUAAAUGAAUGAAGCCCAGCACUCAUCCCUCUUGCUCAUUGGCCUUGGCUCCUCCUCCAGCCGUCUCACUGGGUCUGUAUUUGAGGUUUGUGGGCUCUAAAGAAAACAGACGCAUGAGUAAAGGAAUAGAGGGCUACCCCUCUCUUCCUCUCCCACUCUUUCUCCUCCAUUGACAGAGCUGAGAGAACGCUCCCCAGGUUAGACAUCCAGACAGACCUCUCCACUACAUGGACUAUCUACCACAGCACACAAAACAGACACUUUCUAUUGUUUCGACUUUCGUUUGGGGGGAAUUGUGUGUGUUUUCCUUUGAAAAAGCUGUCUUUCAAUGCAACAAUGAAGCUUUGUUGGACUUAAGUUUCCACAGAACCAGGAGCCGGUACAUCAGAACGCUGAAAAAGACUUAGGUCCGUUUUCAGAGCGAUCCUGUCGGGUUUUUGGACAGACUGGUUUCCAGGUGCGGUUGCUCCAACAGAGAUGGGCUCAGACGUACGUGACCUCAACGCCCUGCUGCCCCCGGUGCCAGCCCUGCCAGGGGGGAAUGGGAACUGUACCCUGCCCGUCAGCAGUGCCCCUCAGUGGGGCCCUGUACUGGACUUCCACACUGGCGCCCCCUACAGCUCGCUGGCCCCCCACUCCUUCAUCAAGCAGGAGCCCAGCUGGAGCUCUGGGGAUCCCCAGGAGGACCCUCACUGUGGCCUGAGUGCCUUCACCCUGCACUUCUCUGGCCAGUUCACUGGAACAGGGGCCUGCAGGUACGGGGCCUUCGGGGCCCCCCCUCCACCCAGUCAGCCCCCACCAAGCCAGCCAAGGAUGUUCAGCAACGCACCCUACCUGACCAACUGUAUGGACACCCAGUCCUCUUCCAGGAACCAGGGUUACAGUGCUUUCGAUGGUGCCACUAAUUACGGCCACACUCCCACACAUCACUCCUCCCAGUUCCUCAACCACUCCUUUAAAGAUGAAAACUCCCUCGCUCAGCAGACCAGUAUGGCAGUGAUAAUUUAUACCAAAUGGCAUCUCAGCUGGAAUGCAUGGCAUGGAACCCUGUUAGCACGCUGGCUUCCACCAUUAAGAGCCAUGCUACGGGUUAUGAAAGUGACCCCAACACUCCCAUGGUGUAUAGCUGCAGCACCCAGUACCGCAUCCACACCCACGGCAUCUUCAGAGGCAUGCAGGAUGUCCGACGGGUGCCAGGUAUCGCCCCUGCCAUUGUUCGCUCAGAGGCCAGUGAGAAGAGGCCGUUCAUGUGCACAUAUCCUGGCUGCAACAAACGAUACUUCAAGCUGUCCCACCUGCAAAUGCACGGCAGGAAACACACAGGUGAGAAGCCCUACCAGUGUGACUUCACCGACUGUGGACGAAGGUUCUCCAGGUCAGACCAGCUCAAGAGACACCAGCGAAGACACACAGGGGUUAAACCGUUCCAGUGUGAGACGUGUCAGAGAAAGUUCUCGCGGUCUGACCACCUUAAGACCCACACCCGGACUCAUACAGGCGAGAAGCCAUUCAACUGCAGAUGGCCCAACUGUCAGAAGAAGUUUGCCAGGUCUGAUGAGCUGGUUCGUCACCACAACAUGCACCAGAGGAACCUGACCAAGCUGCAACUUGCCAUCUGAGCCAGAUCUGAACCAGACCACUCUGCUCUGCAUACACACUGGCCUCACUGCUCUCAAACACUCUGCCUACAUGGGACUCUGAAUCUCCAUCUCGUUCACCGAUGCCUGUAGCACAAAGGGGAAACAGCAGCAGAGCAGGUCUAUCCACUAGAUAGCACAGCCACAAAGUGACACAUGACUGUGUUGUAAAGAUUCAUAAAAACAACAAUGAGCUUUUUAGUCUUAAUUUAAGGUAAGGGUUAGGUAUAAGGUUUUAAAGAAGAGAAAUUGUAGGAAUAGGCGGGGUUUAUUACUUUGUGGCUGUGGUAACAGAGCAGGAGGCUGACAGUCUUGUUCAUCUGCAUGUAGCUGUACAACCUCACCUACGCACAGUCCUCCAAACAGCGCCAUCUAAGGACGGUCCUCUGUCCAGAUGCUCUGAUCCAGAGGGUUAUUUUAGUAAGACAUUUAAAGAGGAAAAAAAAGAGUUUCUAUCUCUUGUUGGUGUUGUAUACAGUAGAUGUUAAUGACUUUAUGCCUUUUUUUCAUUUGUAGUGUUACUUUGAGCAGUUUCAGAUUAAUUUAUUAUUUUAUCAUACUUUUGUGAAUUAAAAUAUCUUUCACUGGAAUGAUUUCUGGAAAGGGGGACAUUUUUUACUUUUGUCCAACAGCAUGUUCAUCAUCGCUUUCGUUCAGUCCACAAAUUUGAUCUGCACCAGGUAGUUGAAUCAUAAAGCUACAGUAAGCCCGCUUCGGUCUGUGAUGUUGUCUGUAAAUAUUGUUUCACUUUGACUGUGGAUUUUGGGGAUGUGAGUUAAAAAUAUAUAUGUAUCGUCACACUGGCUAUGUGGCCAAGAAGUUGUGGUAUUAAAUAAUAGUACUGGACAAUGGAUUGCAUUUGAAAAAAAUAUCCUUGCCAUGGAAACAUGUGACUUAACUAUUAUACUUUAGACUAGACCUACUUUGAUAGAUCCAGGAAAUUCUUUUUUAAGUGUCAUAAAACACUUAUCUGUCAUGGAAACAUUUUUUUUUACUCUGAAGUGUAUUAUCAGUAUAUUAUGGUCUGUUCCCCUCUAUUUAAACUGUAUUUUCCCCCACUAUUUUUAUACAGUAUAUAUAUAUAUGCUGAUUCUGUUGUUGUUGUAAUUGUUCCCCGUUGAGUUCUGUAUUAAAGUCCUCCAGCAGUGUGUGGCCUGCCUGGGCAGCUGUGUUGGCUCAGGGGGCCAGUGUUGAGUUACUUUUGCCCUCACUAACAGGGCUGAUCAACCGCGCUCCUGAGACCCAAUGACCAGACCAUAGCCUGACCUUAACCUGACCAGGUCGUGACCGCUCGUAGGUCAUCUUACACGAGUCGCCAGAGGAGGCUCAUGCUGGCCAGAAUAAAAGUAGUUAUGAUAACAAAACAGAACUCUUUGACUGUAGCUAACAUCCGCUGCUUUCUUUAUCUCGAAGCAGAUUAUUUUAAAAUUCCUUGGCUUCUGAGUGAAACAGGAGACACAGAUAAACAUAAACAUGUUUUCUCUCAAACUCACUGUUGCUCAGCACUCCAUCUUAAUCAAGCUAGCUAUGCACUCUCCAUGCACUUAGAAAAACGACACACUUUUAUAUUGUUUCUCAAUCAAGACAAAAAUAUCCUCUUUCCGUUGUGAGUUUUUUUUAAUCAUUUGACGUCCACAUUAAUGCACUGUCACUUUGAAAACAACAGACAGAAAGCUUGGUAUAAUGUCAAAAUGUACUACAGCUAGCUAUAAAACAUCAAGCCUUCCUCUCUCCGAGUGGCUGACUGUAUGGUGAUGCUGUUUUAUCACAUUGGGGGAAUAUUGUUGUUGAGAUCCUCUUCUUUCUUUAACUAUUUGCUUGGCCCCAGUGUUGUGUAAAUCAGCUUGACUCUCUCACACUAUUACUCAUAUAAAAAACGCUAUAUCUCAA